Molecule: messenger RNA, 5978 nt
Organism: Lonchura striata (white-rumped munia)
Lineage: Eukaryota; Metazoa; Chordata; Aves; Passeriformes; Estrildidae
Gene: KCTD21
Product: potassium channel tetramerization domain containing 21
Biological process (GO): protein homooligomerization; ubiquitin-dependent protein catabolic process
Molecular function (GO): cullin family protein binding; histone deacetylase binding
Source: RefSeq, a predicted model, not a curated record
AGCAAGAAGAGAAAGGAAGGCUGAGCCGUCGUUUCCUGCCUCACGCCUGCUGGGAAUUUGAGUCCCCUCCCAGAGCUCGUCACCACGUCCCCCGUGCCAGCCUCGGGGUGAGCGGCCUUUCCCCAGACGCCCGCUGGAAAUUUCCAGAGGCACCACAGUAGUCCCGAAAAAAAAAGCUGCUGUGCCGGCCCGCAGGCGCUUCAUUUUGGGAUCUAUUGCUCCUGGCAGGCACGCCAUGCUCUGCUUCACGGACUGAAUUUAAGCCUCUUACGUGCUGCUCAGUUGGAGGGGUUCAUAUUAAGUGUCCAAAAUCAGAAUUAGUCCCAGCACCGUGACUUUUCCAUCAUGUCAGAACCUAUCACGCUCAAUGUUGGAGGAAAACUCUAUACUACCUCUCUGUCCACUCUGACUAGCUUUCCAGACUCCAUGCUGGGGGCCAUGUUUAGUGGGAAGAUCCCAACCAAGAAGGACAGCCAAGGCAACUGCUUUAUUGACAGAGAUGGCAAAAUCUUCCGCUAUAUCCUGAACUUUUUGCGAACUUCUCACUUGGACCUUCCCGAAGAUUUUCAGGAAAUGGGCUUACUGCGGCGAGAAGUAGAUUUUUAUCAAAUUCAGCCCCUGAUUGAGGCCUUGCAGGAGAAGGAGGUAGAGCUUUCUAAAGCAGAGAAAAAUGCCAUGCUUAACAUCACCCUAGAUCAGAAGACCCAGACCGUUCACUUCACUGUCCGAGAAGCACCCCAGAUUUACAGCCUGUCUUCCUCCAACAUGGAAGUGUUCAGUGCUCAUAUCUUCUCCACAUCAUGCCUGUUCCUGAAGCUUCUUGGUUCCAAACUGUACUACUGUUUCAAUGGAAACCUUUCCUCAAUAUCCAGUUACUUGCAGGACCCCAACCACUUGACCUUAGAUUGGGUUGCAAGUGUGAAAGGCCUUCCCGAAGAGGAGUACACCAAACAGAACUUGAAGAGACUCUGGGUGGUGCCAGAUAAUAAGCAAAUCAAUAGUUUCCAGGUGUUUGUGGAAGAAGUGCUGAAAAUAGCCAUGAGUGAUGGUUUCUGCAUAGAUUCUGCUCAUCCACAUACUUCAGAUUUCAUGAAUAAUAAGAUUAUUCGCCUAAUUCGAUACAAGUAGGAAUGGCUGUUGUGAUGCCAGCAUGGCGAUAACACAGGUUAAGUGUUUCCCUUUAAAACACACUUACAGCCUAAUUCAGAAUCAUUCUUAUCUGGAUUAAGAGUCACUAACAAGGAGAUGACUGUCCUUUAAUGUACUUACCAAUACGACCUUCCAGAAUGUGUCCAUAUUCCAGACAGAAGCAAUAUUGUCUAGCGCCUGAAUUAAGGACUGGCUCUGUCUCUGCCUCUGCCUCUGACCUGCUGUACAAUUCUGGGGAAAAUCACUUAAGUUCUGCCACCUCUACAUUUUCCAGCUGGAAAAUGGGUGAUCCUUAACCCGCAUUGCCAGGGGAUGCAAGAGUUUGGUAACCAUGGUUUGGAAUGUAUCUGAAGAAUGGAUGCAGUGAAAGAUACCAUGGAGCUGCAGUGCAGCAGACAGCCCUAGGAGCACGUUUGCCAUGCCUUGCCAUGUAUCACCUGUGCAGAGCAUUCAAGAAGCUUUGGAUCUGCAGAGGAGAAGCCUUCCAACAUGCACUCAAGACAGCUGUAAGGGAUGGGACGAGUUGCAAAUGAGUAAGGGAUCCCAUCUCUUUGGGUUCAAAAAAGGAUUUCUGUGAAGCUGGCUUGGAUUUUUUUCUGAACCCUGUGAGGAAGCCCCUGCUUUAUUGCGCUUUCAGAGAAGCUGUGUUGGAAUAAUGUGACUGGCAAGGAAGCCAUAGAAGAGAGAAUGGUGUUAUUACAAAUGAAGAAGAUUAAAUCUUUACUUUUACAUUCCAAAGGCAUCCAAGACAGCUAGUCCUUUUUUUAUUCUUAAAAUGUUAAUAUUUGUCUGGAGGAUGCUGCUGAAGCUUUCUAAGGUGAAGACAGAUUUUGGGGCAGAGACUCCCAAAUGUCUUCUAAACAUUUGAGCCUCUUUUGGGCAGCAGUGCCUGGAAUGCAUGGGAUACUGUCUGGUAGGAUGGAUUUAAUUUGAAAAGACAACAUUCUCACCAGGUUACACCUAGUAUUUUUCAUUGCAAAAACAGAGGGUCAUUUUUCCUAUCCUGGUUCAUUGAGCCUUGUAUGGUCUAUUAUCUUGUGAAAUGGUCAGGUCACUAAAAGAAUUUUAGUAAAAGAAUUUUACCUGCUUGCUUCAGUGUCAGCUUGCCAGAGGGAAAGCAGUGGGAAACCAGAGGUCAAACUCUUCCCCUGCACACCUCAUCUGUACUGUAAUGAAGAUCAUAACUCACUAGAUAGCUGCAUGUUGUCUCUAAACAUCAUGUGUGCCACAUUCAAGAUGGUUCUUUCUCAGCUAAUUAUGUUUCAAAGUAUCUUAACUGUAUUUCCUUAACCAGAUUGCUAUGAGUGCAUGAGAGGCCCUCUGGAACAUUUUCAGGUAUCUUUAACGAGAUAGAAGGGAAAAUGCAAUAACUAAGUUUUGCAUUUAGAGGUUUAGUGCUUCCAAAGGUUUCUAGCACAGGGUUGCAAAGCUCAAUAAAGCACAUGUUCUUGUUUCCCAAAGUAACUACUCUGUUGUUAAAUUAAGCUGACCUGUGAACAAGCAUAAAGAAGCUUUUUUUCUUGUAAAAAAACAGUGUGAUCAAUAUAUUUCCACUGCCCCAAAUUGUGACUGCAUAAACAACACAAAUCAGCAUGCUCAUGGGUAGAAUGCACAUUCUGCAGUUGUUACAAACUACUGCCCUUUGUCUGACUUGGUGCUAAACCAGCAUGAUAUAUGGGGGACCGUGUUGUCAGAAAGCAUUGAUUGGGCUUGAAGCCCUCAGAACCACUAAAUGUGGCAAAUUUUGUGGGUUUUGAUGAUUGUAAACAGGAUUUUGUGACCAAAUUCCACUUGGAGUCACCAUGUUCUUCUAUAUUUAGUUGCAUUAGGAAGAACUCUUUUUUUUUUUUCCAUCCCAGUCCUGAAUUACAAAGCAUGAGCUGGCCAGUCAGCUGGACAUUGACAGGGAUGAUCUGUGCUGGUAACAUGAUUAUGAUCUGUAAAAUGAACCCUCUUUCAUCAAAUCUGUGACUUGAAACAGGCUGUUCCUGAAUUUAUGAUAACAGAGAUUUUGGGGACUGUUGAUGGUAUUUCUUUUUAACCCACACCCUGGAGAAUAGAUUUUAAAUUAUCUGUAACCGGAGCUUUUGUAUGUCAUGACAAAAAUAAUACCAGUAGGAAUUUGUUUCCUGUCACCUUGAGUUUAUCCAAAGGUAAGAGCAGUGGGCUUAGAUCUCAUCUGGAAGGGUGGAGGGGGGAAAGCUUGACCUACACCCUUUAGAGCUGUGGAUCAGUACUGCUCCAUUCUGUUUCAGCAAAAUAAAAUACUCCAUGGGAGAGUUGUAUCAUUUUUGGUGAAAGGCAAAUAAGAGGAGUUUGUAAAAUAAGAGAAGUGGACUCAGAUAUUCACCUGGAGUUCUUUAAUCCAUCAAUCUGUUAUGCAGAAGAUGAACAAAUCAAAUACACAUUUGUGCUCAUGCAACUAAGUCAGUAAAAGGUACAGCUGGCCCCAGAUCUCUGUCAUUUAUUAACAGAGAGUGAGAUGCAAAAUAUGUCUCUUUUAUAAAAAUAAAUAGAUGGAAAAUUCCAGUGCAAAGACAUGAGUGAAGCCAUGCUUUGGAGGGAACAGAAAAACCUGAUGUAGCUCAAACUUGCUAAGCACAAUAAACGUCCUUAAGCAUGAGGUACUAUUUAUACUGGAAAAGGGCGAUAAGUGAAUCACUUCUGAUUACAGUCAAACAUAUGUUCUACAAAUGCAGCUGCUAUUUCAAACUCCACACUUAGCUCAAUUUAUAGCUGCUUCCAAAUUCUGCAGUCUGUGAGUUACAAUAUAAUGGCUGUUUAUGGGAACAUUCUCUCUCCAGAGAAUUUGUUUGCAUUCUAUCUGAAUAGCUAUUUUUUGUUUACCUUCUUUUUCUGAGCCCUGGGGUGUAACUUGCUUUUCUUUACCAGUCAACAGCACUGAUAAUGAUUCUUCUCAAGAGUUUGCCUGAAUUAAAGAGAAGCAAACAUGCACAAAGCCAUGCUAAGUAUAGCACAACCCCAUCACUAGUCAUGAAAAGCACAUAGCAUUUAUUAGCAGUAACAUUUAAAAAUUAUUUCACUACUGAGUGGAAUAUUCACCCUCAGAACAAACAUAUUCUUUCCUGGAAAGGAUAUAGUGACAUUUUCUUCCCUUAAAGUUUUGUGUCUGUUUUCUCCUACAUCUUGGUGCAUAACAAGAUCCUGAUUCUGCCAUAUGCCUGUCUCCCUCAAUACCUUAGUGUACAAAAUGAGCCAAGCCCUGCAAUUUUUUUUUUUAAUGGCCUCAUUUUUCUUUCCUAAAUGACCACUGAAUAGAGUGUUCAGUAUUGUUAGAGGAGAAGAAUACCAGAGUUAAGGCAGAUGAUAAACAAGAUUUUAGCUGUAGCCUAAUGGCAUUCUCAUAUCUGGACAUGUGUGUAGCACAGUGGUAUUUCUUAUGUGGCAAAAAGACUAUUAUGAAACAUCUUAAUGGACUCCAGAAAGAAUCACUCAUGGAGUUCUUCAUCUGCUUUUAGGCUUGAUAGCCCUUAAAUAUCUAACCGUGUACAGUUACAAUGAUGAGAUUGAAACUGUAUAUAAAUAAUAAGAGAGACUUAGUCUAUACAGUUGUUAAAGGCUGGGAGGAGUUGAUGGGAGGAGUGUUUGUUUCUGCACAGUGGUAAAGAAAUAAAAGAAGUAGUUGCAAAAAGUUUGAUCUGAAAGAAUUCGUACUAACAAGAAAUCCAGGAUUUAGAAGGGGGAGAAUAAAAGUAUCUUGAUGUGUUCAGGGGAAAAAAAAAAACCAGCAAGAUAACAACGGAGAAAAAGAUUUUGCUACAAGAGUCUGUGAUUAGAAUGAUUCACUGGUCCUUUCCAGUUUUAAUCUCCUAUUAUGCACUUCAAAUACAGGUCAUGCCAAGACUUAGGCUAGUAGCUUCUUGGGAGCAGGCAGCUUUGCAUCAAUUUACAUGUACUUCGAGUCACCAAGCAUUUGUACUUCAGUACUUAGAACUUUUUAUCUGGAUUGUUGAGUAUAAAUGGCUGAUCAAGUUCACUGGCAGCAAAUAUCUGCAGUCAAUCGUAUUUAUUCCCAGGAAUAAAAGGUGAGGUGUAAAGGCUGGUGUGGAGUCUGUAUACAAGGUUGGUGGAAGUGAGAAAUAUUGCCUUCAGCCAUGGACUGUGGAAAAUAAGUCUAGGAACUUCUGAUACUUCACAGACUAAUGAAGAAGUUAUGAAGAAGACUCCUCUGGGCAGUUUUAUUUUCACCCCAUCCUGUAGAACUUGGUGCCUCUGUGCAUAAUUCCCAUGUAUUUUGAAACAUUUAACUUCCAUUCUGCACCUGUGUCUGAUGGACACAAACAUGCAGGGUACAAGAAGUGCUAACAUGAGGCUCUCCCAAUAACAGUCUCAUACAUUAAUUAGUACAGGCAGUCACAGAUAGUCUCUGCAAGAAGGGCUGAUUGCUGAUAAAUAUCCAGAUCAAACUCACAGUGUUAUUCACUUGGGAAUAACACAAGGAAUGUUUUCCCUGUGAAUUCAGAAGAAAAAUGAGCUAUAGGGGAGGGCUGUAUCUAAUAAUAUAUCUAAUAAUAUUCUUUUCUCCUCAUCCUCUGGGCAUUCCCCUCAGUCUUUUCAUGCUCCAUCUCCUACUUGCGGGAUUUUCCCACUGAUGGGAAUUUGGACCCCAACCCGCUAAAAGCCAUGCUUUUGAAGCAGUAGUGUUUGAAAAGUGUGAAAAGAUGGUCUUUAUUGCUUGCCACCUUCAUAGAGGUCCUGUAGGGCUAUUACAUUUAAAAACCUGAUUGCAUUCCUCUGCUUGUAACUCCUGUGAACUGUUAUUAAUAUGUAUUUUAGAAAGCAGUAAAUAAAAUGUGAAUGAAGAAGAA